Alligator sinensis (Chinese alligator) is the source of this 1089-nucleotide messenger RNA. Its product is annotated as proto-oncogene Mas-like. Gene Ontology annotation, cellular component: membrane. Gene Ontology annotation, biological process: G protein-coupled receptor signaling pathway. Gene Ontology annotation, molecular function: G protein-coupled receptor activity. Lineage: Eukaryota; Metazoa; Chordata; Crocodylia; Alligatoridae. Bases 33 to 998 code for a protein of 321 amino acids. The record is from RefSeq and is a predicted model, not a curated record. The transcript has a single exon.
AGGAAAAACAAGCAUUCUGAAGAAAUCCCAUUAUGAGUGCAUUGAUCGCAACAUCCUUGCCCUUGGCAAAGACCAGCAUGGAUCCUGGGGCUAGUCUGAAUGAUACUAAGACAGAGAUGGAGGCAUCGUAUGCUGUGCUGAAGUUCAUGGAGAGUUUCUGCCUGCUCAGCUCAGCAUGUGGGAUGGUAGGGAAUGGGAUAGUUAUCUGGUUCCUUGGCUUCCACAUUAAAAGGAACCCCUUCACCGUCUACAUCCUGAACCUGGCAGUCUCUGACUUUGGCUAUCUCCUGUGCAUUGCAAUUGAAACAGUUCAAUAUUUAAUGCAGUUUAAUGUAGGAGUUCAGUUUGGAAUAUUCCUGUUCCUGGAUCUUUUCAUGUAUGGGACUGGCCUGUACCUCCUGACAACCAUCAGCAUUGAGAGGUGUCUGUCUGUCCUCUGUCCAGUCUGGUUCCGAUGCCACCGUCCAAAGCACUUGUCUUCCAUUAUGUCAGCCUUGCUGUGGGCCCUCUCGUUCCUAGUUUGUGGACUGGGGUACAUUUCCUGUAGUGUGAGUACGCUGCACAAUUGUCAGCAAAUACUCAUAACUAUUGGUGUGCUGGACUUCCUGAUUUGCACCCCCCUUAUGGUUCUGUCUGGUCUAACCCUGGUCUUCAGAGUUUGUUGUAGUUCCCACCGCUUCAAAACAGGAAGGUUAUUUACAGUGAUCCUUCUCACCAUCCUUUUCUUUCUCAUUUUUGCUGUUCCCCUGGGUGCCCUGCUCUUGCUUGAUUUUUGGAAUUACAAAUUUCUAUAUUCUCCUGAGAUUGGUUUUGUGCUAUCUUGUGUAAACAGCAGUCUCAACCCAGCCAUUUAUUUCCUAGUUGGGAGCUACAGGGAUCGACAGUUCAGGGACACUCUGAGAGUUGCACUCCAGAAGGUCUUUGAGGAAGAGGUAAAUUUCAGAGGUGAACGCGAGACUGCUUCUGCAGAACUUGAAAUGACAACAACAACCCAGUAAAACUCCUACUUUGUUCUACACAAAUGACUGUACUUGAAUUAAUAUAAUUCUGUAUCACAGAGCCAAACAAACCAAUGAUGUAAUGGUUACC